Zea mays is the source of this 1717-nucleotide messenger RNA. Its product is annotated as ZF-HD homeobox protein. Gene Ontology annotation, molecular function: transcription cis-regulatory region binding; DNA-binding transcription factor activity. Gene Ontology annotation, biological process: regulation of DNA-templated transcription; regulation of developmental process. The record is from RefSeq and is marked provisional. Lineage: Eukaryota; Viridiplantae; Streptophyta; Magnoliopsida; Poales; Poaceae. Gene Ontology annotation, cellular component: nucleus. The coding region runs from base 247 to 1368 and encodes 373 amino acids. The transcript has a single exon.
CCACACUAAUUAUUCGUGUGUUUAUUUCACUACUCAUCACUCUCGUGGGCUCGGUUCAUUCUUAUCUCCUCGCUUCUCUUCACCUCCCUACCUGUAGUUUUCUCCACUCGUCCUCGUCCUUUGUCCCUGUCCUUCGGGGACAAAAACAACCAAGGCGGCGCAAGCGGUAAUCUUCCGUGGUGGGGGCGUGCUCUGCUGCAAGCAGUGGUGACGCCGCUUGGAGGGAGGGCGGGCGGGCGGGAAAGGAUGGAGGCGGUGGUGGACCUCAAGUACCUGCCGGUUUUCCCGAACGGCGGCGUGGCCGCGGCCAAGAAGAAGACGAGGCUCGGGGCCGCUGCGGUUGCCGGCGGCCAGACGGGGGUGUACUACAGGGAAUGCCUCAAGAACCACGCGGCGAGCCUGGGUGGCCACGCGCUGGACGGGUGCGGCGAGUUCAUGCCGUCGCCGGAGGCCGACCCGGCGGACCCGAGUUCGCUCAGGUGCGCCGCGUGCGGAUGCCACCGCAACUUCCACCGCCGGCUACCCGAGCUGUCCCCGCCGCCGCCUCUCCUCGCUUUGCCGCCGCCUCCACCGCCACUGGCGCCGGCGCCGGCGCCGGCUGUCGCGUCGCAUGCCAUGCGUGACAGCCGCACGAUGCGCGGCGAGGAGGCGCCAGACGACCGCCUGCCAGCCGCCUUCGACGACGACACCGAGGAGUCGGACGAGGGCUCAGAUUUCGAAGAGGACCGUCCCCUAACGCCGCUGCCGGCGCCGGGCAUGGUGCCGCUGCCGCCCGGCUACCGCCAGGUCGCGCCACACAUGCUCCUCGCGCUGAGCACCAGCGCGCCGGGCGCCCAAACUCCCGCGGCGGGGCCCAGGCCGCCCGCCUCCCUGGUCCCGAUGCCGGCGCCCGGUGCUGCUGCUGCUGCUGCGGCGGCGGCGGCGGCGAGGAAGCGGUUCCGCACCAAGUUCAGCCCGGAACAGAAGCAGAGGAUGCAGGCUCUGUCGGAGCGGUUGGGUUGGCGGCUGCAGAAGCGCGACGAGGCCGUGGUCGACGAGUGCUGCCAGGAGAUCGGCGUCACCAAGGGCGUCUUCAAGGUUUGGAUGCACAACAACAAGCACAACUUCGUCGGUGGCCACAGCGCGCGCCGCAGCGCCUCAGCGUCUGCUGCCACGGCCAUCCACCAUCCGUUCAUCGACGCUGCCCCCGUCUGCCCUUCCUCCCACGCCGCCCCAGCACCAGCCGCCGCUGUGCACCUUUCCGCCCCAGCGCCAGCCGCCUCCCCGGCCACGCCUGUCCUCGCUGACUCCAACAUCAACGGCAACGCUGCCGACUACUUCCGUGUCCAACCUUCCACGGCGAGUGGCGGCUCGCCGCAGUCGUCCUAGUCAAGUUAGUGCUAAUCAGCCAUGGUUAUUUGUAGAGCUUCGUGUCUAAUUAACCAACCCUAAUGGAGCGAGCAAUGGUGGGAUGCAUGGGACUAUCGAAUAUGGAAGCGCUAGUGAGAAGGCUGCUGCUGGUCUUUGUUAAUGGUGGAGCCCAAAGAAGGAUCUUAAAAAAUCGUGGGGUUUUGGGAUCUGAUGAUGUAAUGAUUCAGGAUUAGCGCUUAUGGUACUAGUAGACUGUUAGUGUAGCAAUUUGUUCCUGAACUGUACUUGGAUAAUGACCGGGUGGAUCCGUUGUGCUUUGUCUUCGUCUAGGAUAUCAUGUUGUUCCAUAUAAAAAUGCCAUCUGUCU